AUGGCACUGGGUAUACCAUACUUACAUGAAUACGACGAAGAUACGUUGAAGCAGAGACUCGAAGCAGUAUUGCCCGGCUUACCAUAUGCAACUCAGCUUACGCUCAAGUCGCUUCCGCUGCUGAAUGACAUUUCCACACAGCUCCUGCGGCUUUUAACUAUCACGCCAUUGCAUGUGCUGACCGGUUCGGUGCAGGAAGACAAGGCGGCUCAGGCGGAACACGAGCUGUUCCAUGUGCUGGUCGACGCAUUGAUAGAGGUGAAGGAAGUCUACGGAGACACUUCUCUGCUGACCGUGUACGAUGUGGCUCCCGGGAUAUGGUUCCCAGGAUGCGACCCGCCGUUGAUCCUGCGGAACUUUGAACAGUUCGUUCUCGCAACGAUCAGGAAGUGCAACCUAGUCAUGUUCAUGCUGACCUUACUAGGCAAGUUCCAGUAUGGCUUCCAGUUCCUCAACGAGUGCUUCAUUGACAUCUUCUGUCCCAGCAAUUCGUAUUCUACUUCGGACGGUGGUAAGGACACUGGAUCCUACAGUGUUCAGAGCAAUGCGUCUUUCACACCCUGCACCAGCACCUUUUCCGGCUCGCUCACUUCAGCGAUCGGGGGCAGACUGCUGAAGACACAUACCGUUCUCUACUUGAACAUGAAAACACAGGCAUUCAUCGCGGCGAUGGAGCAGGAGGAUCCGCUACUAAACAGAAAACAGAUCCUUGAUACACUAUUCCCCGCCGAUAUGGCUACAUACCUGCAGCUUAAAAGUGGCGAACCGGCAAACGAGUUCCAGCUAACGCCAAGUGAAAAGGAUUUCAUCACGCGCUGUCAGCGCAGACGUGAGACGUUGGAAGCAAACACAGACCUCCGAGACAUUAUGGAGCUCUACAAAUGGUCUGAUUUUCUAAAGGAAUUUUUGGCAUAUGUAUCCAAGAAUGUCAGUCUUCUAGUCUUCGGGAAGCGUGCGAAGUGUGCGGCUCCAAAACAAUUUGAAUUAUCCGAUUCACUGGGAUAUGCCCCCAUCCAAAAUGCCCGCCUGUCAUCCGCUGUACAUCCAAGCGACUCCUCGAUAACGCCUGCCGCGGUGAACACCCCUAUCGCAAGCGCCUCACCUAACGAAGUUGACCAGCGCACCGACGGGGUAAAAGCACCCAACGGGGUCUCCAGUUGCUCGGUGCCCUCCGGUCACCUCAACGAGCCCAUUAUUGCCCGCAAAAAGUUACAGCAGAAGCGCAUGUGGGUCAAGGAAGAAGAGGAAGCCCUCAUUUCGGCCCUCAAAGUAUACGGUCCAGCGUGGUCCAAGAUACUAGAGUAUCACGGUGCCGGCGGCUCUGUCUCUGAGACUCUAAAAAAUAGAACCCAGGUGCAGCUUAAGGAUAAGGCCCGGAAUUGGAAGAUGCAUUACUUAAAGAAAGGAGCGCCUGUGCCAUUCUAUCUGCUCAAGGUUACUGGCAACUUGGAACGAGAGGAGAAGUUCAAAAAAAGAUCAAAGGCGAAAAGAAAGUCAAAGGGUAGCCCAUCCCAGUAG
Messenger RNA from Eremothecium gossypii ATCC 10895, 1518 nucleotides. It is a transcript of the gene TBF1, whose product is annotated as Tbf1p. Lineage: Eukaryota; Fungi; Ascomycota; Saccharomycetes; Saccharomycetales; Saccharomycetaceae. Gene Ontology annotation, molecular function: double-stranded telomeric DNA binding; protein homodimerization activity. Gene Ontology annotation, biological process: telomere maintenance via telomere lengthening. The coding region runs from base 1 to 1518 and encodes 505 amino acids. The record is from RefSeq and is marked provisional. The transcript has a single exon.